CACCACUCUUUCACAUCUCUCUCUAAUCUCUCGACUAUUUCUGCUCUUUAUAAUUCGCCAGAAAAAAUGGAGGGCAAGAGUAUGACGCUUGUUUUCGCAUUGGUCUGCGUGAUUGUCGCAGGCGUCGGCGGCCAAGCUUCGGCAGCCGCGCCGACAACCACCACCACUCCGGCCACCCCCGCUGCUCCCGCCACUGCACCAACCACCACACACCCGCCGCUAGCAAGCCUGCAUCGCCAGCUCCCGCUUCUUCUCCGCCGGCUGCUACUCCUUCCUCGCUCCUCCAACCGCAGCACCGGUCGCUACGCCGCCAGCAGCAGCGGUGACUCCAGUCAGCACUCCUCCAGCUGCAUUCCAGUCAGUUCUCCUCCGCCUGCAGCGGCUACUGCUCCUCCUACCCCUGCUCCCGUCGCCGCUGCUACGCCUACCGCCUCUCCUCUUGCCGCCGAUGUCCCGGCCCCGGCUCCCAGCAAGAAGUCGAAGAAGGAGAGCGAAUCUCCAACUCCGUCGCCUUCAUUGACGAGCCCUCCCGCUCCUCCUGUCGGCGCCCCCGGACCUAGCGCUGAAGCUAACGCCCCUGGUCCCGUCAUUGCCGAUGAGAGAUAGAGGCGGGGCUGCUAGAGACAAAGGCGAUGCCGCGUUUUGAAAUUUUUGACCCAGUCCGAUGCGUUGGCGCUUGAGUCUCCAGCGCCCCCGCCUUCACCUCUCAUUUAUUUUAAACCGCCGCGGGCCUCUCCUUUCUUAUCUUCUUCUUCUUCUUCCUCCUCCCACACCACACUACUCCCGAACCAAACCACGCCGCCGUCACAAGAAACCCCGACGCAGUCACAGGCGCCACCGUCGCAGAUCGAGGCGCCGCCGCCUGAGUUCGACGGAGAUGUCGUCCGACGAAGAAGAAGUAGUCGCCGACAGAGGCAGGGGGAGAGGUCGACAAGGUGAGAGUCUCGCCGGCGACCGUUUUUUUUAAUUAAUGUUUAGCAUUUUUUUAAUUAAUGUUUUUGUUGCUUUGCUUUUGCAGUUCCUAGGCUUAUAGACCCUUAUUCGAUGAGACUACCGCCAGCGACAAUUGAUCCAGCUCCAGUCGAUCCGGUAUUUCUUUGGGGACAUGACCAACAUCGUAUCGACUCAGUUUGAGCAAAUGAGGUAAGUAUUUGAUAAUUAUUCAUGUAAAGUUAAUUAGCUAGUUAGAUUAGAUUAUUUUAGUUGGUGAACUGAACUGUACUGAAAUUAUAUUAGGAUUACAUAUCAAAUUUUUAGUAUAAUUUGAGAUUAGAUUAGAUAGAUUAGAAUUUAUUAGGUGAAAUUAGAAUUAUUACGAAUGUAAUUGAAUUAAUAUAAGUUUUGUGCACUAUAGGUUGGUGAUUGAUCUUACCAUGUUCGAGGUACGACCAAUUUAGUGACGUACCAUGAGCGUUAUCAGCCAUAUCUCGAAUCGGCUGGCUUGUCUAGUGUUUUGCACCUGGUCCCUAUGAACUCUGAUGCGAGUUUGAUUACUACGCUCGUAGAGCGGUGGUGACCCGAGUCGUCGACCUUCCAUUUAUCGUUUGGUGAGGUCACGAUUAGAGGACGUUGUGACACUGUCCGGUCUGGUGAUCGACGGUUGACACGCCAAAACACAACACCUAACAAUGGCCAAGUGUAACCAAUGAAAGGGACUGCAGUAU
This is a messenger RNA of Linum trigynum, 1664 nucleotides long. NCBI's taxonomy places the organism in Eukaryota, Viridiplantae, Streptophyta, Magnoliopsida, Malpighiales, Linaceae. The record is from the annotation of a GenBank genome assembly.